AUGCCGGAUCCUUUCGUGAAAGGUGAAAUCCAUGAGAAGAAGGUCAUGCUGAGCGUCUGGUGGGGAGUUCAUGGAAUGUACCGUUUCGAACUGCUGCUGAACAACACGACAGUUACUGCCGAUGUCUACUGCACUCAACUGCAAAGACUGGCCGACAAGAUCCGCAAAGAGCACCCGAAGCUCGACAACGUUCUCCUGCUGCACCUUAACGCGGGCAUCCACAUCGCGAAGAAGACUUAG
Messenger RNA from Necator americanus (New World hookworm), 240 nucleotides. RefSeq lists its product as uncharacterized. Gene Ontology annotation, molecular function: nucleic acid binding. The transcript has a single exon. The coding region runs from base 1 to 240 and encodes 79 amino acids. The record is from RefSeq and is a predicted model, not a curated record. Lineage: Eukaryota; Metazoa; Nematoda; Chromadorea; Rhabditida; Ancylostomatidae.